AUGGAUUCCGAAGACAUGGUCUUUAUCGAGGAUAGUCUGUUUACAACCAUUGCGGAUACCAGGGUGAAGGAACCUGAUCAAGAUAUCGAGAUAGCUUGUGCAAUUCCACAACUGUCUACGGAAGCCAAGCGGCAGAGAUCCAGCGACUUUGCUCCUCCUGGCAAUAUCAACGCAACCCCACGCAACGAUCAGUCUCGGAGCUCCGAUCGUAAUGAUCUCCUAAGACUACAACUGAGACAGAAGAUCAUGGGCCAUGAUUUCUUGGAAUCGGGAGGAGAAUUCGGCCAUUCCCGGACACACAUCUUUGUACCAUCCGAUUUUAGGGGCCACUGCUCGGGCACGGAAGGAAGUGGGGCCCCGUAUUCUCCGCCGCCUCCGCCUCCUCCUCCACCACCACCACCUCCUCCUCCUCCUCCCCCUCCGCCGCCACCACCGCCGCCACCUCCUCCCACUCAAUGUCCCCGGAUUUUCCGCUUCCGGAAUACAAGUAAUCUGCUGCCAUCACCACCACCACCGCCACCACCGCCACCACCGCCUCCACCGCCUCCAGCUGUGGGUACAGGGCUUCCGGUCCUGCGAUUUGAUACAGAAGAUGAGAUAUCAACACCAACGUCGUUCCUCCCAGCUCAUUACUACAAUAGACCAAGACUCGAAGUUUCGAGCCGCAUAGUCCACAUUGCACCGUUCAGACGUAACGUUAUCGUCAACUGCCAUCAUGCCCACAUGGCAGAUUUCGAGGAAUACCGCUGGAUUUUGAAGUAUGGGAGCCCAGAACAGUGGUACGAGAGACCAUCGAAAUCCGUGCUUCAGAAUCUCGGGUAUUCCGUGCACUCUCGUCAUCCUAAUGAGCAGCUGGGUGUUCUUCCGAACGCAAGACCGGUCAGUCAUGAGAACCCUAGGGUAUGGGCGUCAUCUGCUCUUGUUACCCCUAUAGACGAUGACAUGGCUUGUACUGCCAACCAUUCUAUUAAGAGUAACUACUCUGGGGCGUGUGAUGCGUGUCGGGACGAGAAGUCAGAAGCACUGAAGAACACCCCGCUUGUGUACUACCUGAUUUUGAGUACAUGCCAGGCAAGCGACACAUUCAUCCACGGCGCACACUUCAAUGGAAAGCAAAUCUACAAGCUGAUCAAGUGUGGAAGCCGUGAAGCGGCUGUAGCGGAAGCCUUCUACGCUGCUGGAGUGAAUGGAUGGAAUGUCGCAUUUAGCUGUGUGAUGAGACUCGGAGAAGGCUUUGACGAAAGAUGCGGACAUGUUGAAAAAGCCAAAGCUCUCUGGCAGCUUUCGAAAAAACCAACGGAUGAGGACGUUAUCAAAGUCUUCUACUAG
Messenger RNA from Plenodomus lingam JN3, 1329 nucleotides. RefSeq lists its product as uncharacterized. Gene Ontology annotation, cellular component: actin filament. The record is from RefSeq and is a predicted model, not a curated record. Lineage: Eukaryota; Fungi; Ascomycota; Dothideomycetes; Pleosporales; Leptosphaeriaceae. Gene Ontology annotation, biological process: actin filament polymerization.